Messenger RNA from Puma concolor (puma), 1869 nucleotides. RefSeq names its product cilia and flagella associated protein 206 (gene CFAP206). Gene Ontology annotation, biological process: sperm axoneme assembly; regulation of flagellated sperm motility; regulation of cilium beat frequency. Gene Ontology annotation, cellular component: axoneme; ciliary basal body. NCBI's taxonomy places the organism in Eukaryota, Metazoa, Chordata, Mammalia, Carnivora, Felidae. The record is from RefSeq and is a predicted model, not a curated record.
AUGCCUCCCACUCAGGCAGAAAGUGUUAUAAAGAAUAUCAUUCGAGAAAUAGGACAAGAAUGUGCAGCCCAUGGAGAGACUGUUUCUGAAACUCUGGCAGCUUUUAUGGUGAAAGCUGUUGUCUUGGACCCAAGUAAUGGCUUUAACAUGGAUAGAACCCUCAUGAAAAGUGACGUACAGAAACUUGUUAAGCUUUGUGUAUCUCGGUUAUUGGAUAGUAAAAAUCCAUCCCUGGACACCAUUAAGAUGCAAGUCUACUUUGAUAUGAAUUAUACAAGUCGAGAGGAAUUUCUUGAAGAACAUCACCGAAUCCUGGAGUCUAGAUUAGGCUCUGUUAUCAGAGAAAUUACAGAUAACAGAGCAUGCACUAGAGAAGAAUUGGAAAGCCUCUACCGAAAGAUUGUCAGCUAUGUGUUACUACGUUCUGGGCUGGGAUCCCCUACAGAUAUCAAGGUUGUCAGAGAGGCAACAGCUGCCCUACAGAGUAUUUUCCCUCAGGCUGAGCUUGGGACGUUUCUAACACUUUCUAAGAAGGACAAAGAACGCCAACUGAAAGAACUUACCAUGGUUGUUACCGGGAUUCGUUUAUUUAACCGAGACUGUGGAAAAGGAGGAGAAGGCAUUGAUGACUUGCCAGCUAUUCUACAGGAAGCAGUCCCAGCCACCACUCAACACAUCGAUUCCCAACUUCAGAUUGCGCAGGACCAGGCAUACCGCUACACAGCCAUCCUUGAGACAGUAGCAAAGAACCCACUCUUGAGUAUGGAACUUCAGCCAUAUAUGUUAAAAGAAGCACUGUAUAAUAUGCGGCAAUAUGAGACCUUCCUUCAGAUCAUUUUGUCAGAUAUAAUUACCUGUGCUCAAGAAGUAGAAAUGAUGAUAAAGCAGUUAGGAGCCCAACUGGAACAAUUAAAAAUGACUGUAAAAUCAAAGACUGCUGUCCCAACAUCACAAGUCUUUCCCAUCUUCAUUGCACUUUCCAAUCUGUGGACUAGCUUCCAGGAUGAAACUGUUUUGAUUAGUGUCCUCAGUAAUUUGACAACUCACCUUGAGCCAUUCUUGGGUGCUCAUGAACUCCUCUUUCCUGAGAAAGUAAUGCAGAAUCUUCUUGAUGGGCUGACUGUGAAGACUGAUGUGUGUAGGAUGAAGGAACACAUGGAAGAUAGAGUACGUCCGGUGGAUUUCAGAAAACAAGAAUGGCUUUUCCCAGAAACAACGGCCAAUUUUGAUAAAUUGUUAAUUCAGUAUCGAGGAUUUUGUGCUUAUACAUUUGCUACAACAGAUGGUCUUCUUCUUCCAGGAAAUCCAGCAAUUGGAAUUUUGAAAUAUAAAGAAAAGUAUUACACUUUUAAUACCAGAGAUGCUGCAUAUUUAUUUGCAGAAAGUCCUGAAAAUUAUAUGGAUUUAAUUAAGGAAAAAGCAAAAAAAAAUGCAGAAUUAAUUCAGCUACUGGAACUUCAUCAACAGUUCGAAACCCUCAUUCCAUAUUCUCAGAUGAAAGAUGUUGACAAACAUCAUAUAAAACCAAUUACAAAGUGUGAAAGUAGCACACAAACAGAUACGCACAUAUUGCCACCAACGAUUGUGAGAUCAUAUGAGUGGAAUGAAUGGGAAUUGAGAAGAAAAGCUAUAAAAUUGGCCAAUUUGCGUCGGAAGGUUACUCACUCAGUACAAACUGACCUUAGUCACAUGAGAAGAGAAAAUUGUUCACAGGUGUACCCACCAAAGGAUGCCAGCACGCAGUCUAUGAGAGAAAGCAGCACCCGAGUGCCCAGGCCCCAGAUUUACAUAGCUGGUCUUCGUGGGGGACAGGGUAAAAUCACAUAUGGGGUCAAGGUGAACUUAACUAGAGCUGUUGAUGAGACCUAG